AUACAGGCCGGAAGACAUGGUUCAGUUCAGCAAAGUAAAGCAAGUGUACAUGUGUGAAAAACUGGCGUUGUGUUGUGUUAACACGUAAAGAGAGAUGCAGUUCCUGCACAGAUCACAGAAACGGAGCCAGAUUUACAUGGGACCCCACUGACACAGGAGAGGUUUGCACUUUUCAGCCAGCUUAAGAUCACUACAAGCCAACAUGUCUCAUCGAGGGCCUUUAACUGCUGUCAUAACAACAGUAUUAGGGGCCACUUUAGGAGGGCUGCUCAUAUGGCGAGUUUACCGAACGAAAAGGAGGAAGCUGCCUUCCGUUCAGAAGGCGGCUGAUCCUGUGGAAGCUCCGUGUCCUGUGGAAAAGGAGUUUCCAGCCGUGGAGUAUCAGCUCACCCAAACACCUCUCCAGGCGAAAGAGUUGAAGGCUGUGGAGUGUCAGACCACACAACUGCCGCUUCUGCAGAUACCGUCUUCCGAACAGCUGCUUGGGGCGAAACCAGUGAUGGUGAGCUCUGAGGAGGAGUGGCUGCAGCUGUGGCCACUGAUGCAGAAGGAGCUGUCUGUCCUACCUGUGCUGGGGCUUGACUGUGAAUGGGUAAAAGUCGCCGCCGUUUCUGUGAAAGGCAGAGCCUCUGCGGUCUCUCUUUUACAGAUGGCUACAUAUUCAGGUCUGUGUGUCCUGGUGAGGCUGCAGGCGUUUCGCAGCAGCCUGCAGACUUUCCCUCUCAGCUUAAUGGAAGUCCUCCGAGACCCUCACAUUUUGAAAGUCGGCGUCGGUUGCUAUGAAGACGGAAAGCGUCUGACGCGUGACUACGGUCUGUCGAUGACAUGUACAGUUGACCUGCGCUACCUUGCCUUAAGACAAAGGCUAACUACAGUGAAUAAUGGCCUCAGUCUGAAGUCUCUGGCAGCAGAUCUGUUGAAUGUAUCUCUAGAUAAAUCUCUGGCGCUGCGCUGCAGUGACUGGGAGGCAGAUCAACUGACCCUGGAGCAGAUGACUUACGCUGCCAGAGAUGCCCAAGUGUCCAUCGCUCUCUUCCUUCACCUCCUCAGCCUCAGCUCCGAAGCCGGUCCCGUUUUAUCCAGCGGGUGUUCUUACUCUGAGUUGGCCGCCCGCUGCCAGGGCCUGGUGGACGUGCCCUUCAGAGGCCGAGGAGACGGAGAGGACAAAGCCGCUGAUGGAGAGAGGAGGCGGAGGACGCGGAAACCACCCACUUAUGAAAGCCCGGAGUCUGGAGAUCAGCAAGUCCCAGACCCUCGAAAGAAUAACAAGAGGAAACCGCUGGGUGUGGGCUAUUCUGCCAGGAAAAGUCCUCUCUAUGAUAACUGCUUCCUCCAUGCACCAGAUAACCAGCCUCUGUGUACCUGCGACAAGAAGAAAGCCAAAUGGUACCUAGAUAAAGGAAUAGGAGUUCUCCAGAGUGAAGAUCCUUUUGUCGUGAGGUUGCUGUUUGAGCCGUCGGGACGUCCCGACUCCCAACAGGACUAUUAUCUCACGGCGAAGGAGAAUCUGUGUGUGGUCUGUGGCAAAGCAGAUUCCUACAUCAGGAAAAACAUUGUGCCGCAUGAGUACAGACGGCAUUUUCCCACCGAGAUGAAGGACCACAACUCCCACGACAUCCUGCUGCUCUGCACCAGCUGCCACGCCGCUUCUAACGUGCACGACGGCUUCCUGAAGCAGCAGCUGGCUGAAGAGUUCUCCGCCCCUCAGGGUUGCGAGGAGGGAGUCCGCCUGCUGGAGGACUCGGACCGAAGGCGGGUUCGCUCGGCGGCUCGGGCUCUGCUCACCGCCGGGGAAGGACUGCCGGAGCAGCGACGAGAGGAGCUGCAGACUUUGAUCAAGAGCUUCCUCAACACGGACGAGGAGCAGGAGCUGACGGACGAGGCGCUGCAGCAGGCAGCCGGUUUGGAGACGAGGAUCUUUAACGAGGCGUACAUCCCUCACGGUCUGAAGGUGGUGCGAGCCCACGCCGAGCGGGGCCUGCAGGGCCUGAUGGUCCUGGAGCGUCGCUGGAGGCAGCACUUCCUCAACACCAUGCGCCCUCGUCACCUCCCUCCUCUCUGGUCCGUCGACCACAACCACGGCAAGUUGCUCCGCAAAUAUGGAGCGGACCUGCCCAUCAAACUCAACUGAGGACCACACGCAGCUACGGACCAGUUUUCUCCAAUCUGUUAAUUUUACAAGCCAAAUUGCUUUUUUUUUUUAGAGAGAAAAUGAACAAGCUUAUCUACCAGCAAGGCACCGAAAUGUAACCAGCAUGUGGUGGCUGCGGCACUCUGAGGUCGUAAUGAGUGUGUGUGAGCAAAUACACUCGAUCUCUGAUGGACGAUGUUUGACAUGCCGAGUGCCGGCGAGCUGCUGCAGCUGCUGGAUCGCUACCUGGACCUGAAUGAACUGGAGCAGAGACUCUACUUUUGAUGAAGAUAUCAGCACUGAUUCUUAAGAACACUAACUACACAACGCCAUGGUGGAUCAGAUUGCAUAUGGCCACUUUUUUUUAAAUCAUGAAGAAAUCUAAUUAUUUAUGAAAUGGUAAAAAUAUUGAAAUUUAAGAACAUAUUUUAGUAAAAGCUCCAGCCUGCUCUUAACUUCCCCUUAUGAAAUAAAGUAACCUCCCCGCUCCCCCUCUGCAGGUUAGCAGCUUUUACCUCCAUCAGUCUGAGAAUGAACGACCGCUUUGCAGAGAGAGGGUCAUUUUAUUAUGACCUUAAAUUAUUUGGAGCUCCACCCUGCUUUUGUUUUCACUCUAUUGUCUGUUUUAAGUCAGUAGAUGAUGGAUACGUUUCCCAGAAGCAUCUUGAAAUCAGAUUUCUGGUCUCGAGGUGCCUGAAUGUGUUCCGUUUGCGGGGGGAGACGAAGCGUAAACCACAGUAAAGUUGGCUCCUUUAGUUGAUCAUUUAAACUCCUGAUGUUUUGUGUCCUGCUGCUGACGCUCCAGAUGUUCGGGACACCUUCCAUGGCUCAUGUUUUAAUGUGCCUCCUAAUCCCCGAAUCAAACUGGAGUCGCAGCAUCUGGACACGACGACCGCUUUUCAGUCUCACCACGACGUCGUUUCACAGAAUCCAACCUGCACAGUGAAGAGAAAGGUGCCAACUCCAAUGUGAUUUUUCUGAAUAUUACCUUAACACUAAACCCCUUCCUUUGCAAGGCAGAUUUCUCUUUUUGAGUGUGAUGAAUUUAUUUACAACACGGCUGCUUUGUCUUUAUCUGUAUUUUCCUGAAUGUAAGCCCUGAAGCUGUUUUCCUAAAUUGUGAAUGAUAAAAAAAUAAAUAAAAGUCAUGUUUGUAUUAAC
Messenger RNA from Acanthopagrus latus (yellowfin seabream), 3292 nucleotides. RefSeq names its product exonuclease 3'-5' domain containing 2 (gene exd2). NCBI's taxonomy places the organism in Eukaryota, Metazoa, Chordata, Actinopteri, Spariformes, Sparidae. The record is from RefSeq and is a predicted model, not a curated record. Gene Ontology annotation, biological process: nucleobase-containing compound metabolic process. Gene Ontology annotation, molecular function: nucleic acid binding; 3'-5' exonuclease activity. The transcript is spliced from 10 exons. Bases 203 to 2131 code for a protein of 642 amino acids. Gene Ontology annotation, cellular component: nucleus; cytoplasm.